Durusdinium trenchii is the source of this 1042-nucleotide messenger RNA. Lineage: Eukaryota; Dinophyceae; Suessiales; Symbiodiniaceae. The record is from the annotation of a GenBank genome assembly.
GGACAUUUCUUGCGGCAGGAUGUUUGUGUCCUGCUUGCAUUGAGUAUACAAUCCAGUUUCGUGAAUAACUGGCCACUAAUUGAACACCGGAUGCUUUCCGUAGCAGAGGGACAAUCAGCAAGGGAAAGGUGAAAGGUGUGUUUGUUGACUCAUUUUUCAACACGAGGCAUCAACAUUUCAGUUCUCUUUUGCCAAUCUCUUUGACUCAACUUAUCAAAGACGCCAUGUAUGUGCUGCACGUUGCUGCACUACGCCUUCAAGAGCUGGCAUCACAUCCGCCAGGAGAUUCGAAAUCACGAGCAAGAAUGGGAUUCUUUGUUUUUCCCGAUGGACGCCCUGUGUGGCAUUUGUCCCAGGGAGGAGGAGGAGGAGGAAACAGAGCUAGAGGUCCUUUUUGGGACUUGGAGAUGUGUGGACACCUGGGGCUUGGAAGACUUUCUGAAAGCCAACAGGGUCGGCCUCAUCCAGCGCAAGGUGGCCCUGGCGGCCAAAUGGCCCAAUUGGGACUUCCACCGGAGCGAGCAGGGCGUGCGCUUUGUGAAUCACAGUAUGUUAGGCGACCUGGUGGAGGAGGUGAAUCUGCAGGAGGAAUACGUCUCAAGAGACGGCCAUGGCAACCUGCUGCGAUGCCAGGCCGAAUGGGUUCAGAUCUCCACCGGCGGCAUGCUGCGCACCAAGAAGACGGGCGAGAUCGGCGAGUGGACUGAAGAGAGAUCAGUCACCGGCGACAAGCUCGAGUUCGUCCUGCGGCAGUCCAACGGCGCCCAAUGGGGGCGAUCCUUCGUUCGGGAGACGCCUGCGAUGCUGUGAGAAGGCACAUUUGAAGGACCACCGCGGUCACAAAGAGCCCGCGAUGAUCUCGCCCUCAGUGACUCGAUGACAAUGAUCCCUUUGAUGUCCUGCCAGUGGCGGAAAAAGUGGCCCGUGGGCAUGCGGCAAGUAUGCGCAAGAUUUGGAUGCUCCCAGGAGGGACUGUAUACAUUCACACAGAGAGCAGAUUCAAACAGCAGUUUCACAAUGAUUGCAAUCGUUGCACUCAUCC